AUGUCUCUUUCUAAGACCUCUAAUUCUCACCGCCUGUUUCCUUUAACCAAACUCAAAAACUUCAAUCAGAGCAACAACAAAAAAAAAGAAAAAAAGACGCUGUUUAACGAUCUGGAGCUCUUGGGUUUUCAAUUUCGGAUCUUGGAAAACAACAAAUCCAAUUCCGCCUGUGCGUGCGCAAUUGAGUUGCAGGUAGAAUUUCGGAGAUGUACGGCAGAAAGGCUUGCCAACUGGUGAAAGAACUUGCAACUGGAGAGAAAGAGCAACUUACCCCGUUCAAUAGUGACCAACUUGAUCAAGUAAUUGCAGAAUGUAGUCAACAUUAUUCUGAGCUUCAAGCCUUGAUAAGGAAUAUGCAGGAAAAAGGAUUGGAUGUCCAAACAACUAAAAACGAAGACCACUUUGGGGCACUUGUCCACCACCUUUCUUUAGUUCGCAACAAACGGUGCCUAAUGUCAUAUCUGUAUAAACGAGCUGAAAUUCUUCGAAAUCUGAUUUGGAAGGUGGGGACCAUGCUUCCACAAGAAAUUCAAGAGAAGUUGAGUCAUUUCGAGGAAGAAUAUUUCAAGAAACAUUCUGCAUCUUUGAAAUCAUAUAUGUCAAGAAUCGAUCUCGACUUGGCUGUGGACAUGGUGCCGCCAAAAGAUCCUUACAUUCAGGUGAGAGUCCUCGAUGAUAUCGGUGAAGGAAUAGUACUAAGUGAUGAUAAGACAGCCAAUUUUACUUGUCAUUCAAUGCAUUUUCUUAAAAGAACGGAUGCUGAACAGUUCAUCUCAAGGGGCUUGAUGGAGGAGCUCACAGGUUGACACGAGUCUCGCUGCUAAUUGUUCUCGUACCAUUCCAUCACGUUGAAAUUUGGGGGUGAUGAAUAAUUUAUUCGUCAUCUUCUUUUCUUGCUAAGCUGUUUCUUAAAGAGUGAUAAAAAACAAAAAAAUUAUUGUAUUUGAUUUCGCCCUAGAAACAGCGUAUAACAUGAACAAGAUGGGAAAAUUUACUUUUUAACCAGUUGAGAUGGUACUUUCUAAGGGCCCGUUUGGUAUAUAGGUUCAACUAAAAUUCUUGAUUAUGACUCUUGAAA
This is a messenger RNA of Morus notabilis, 1078 nucleotides long. Its product is annotated as probable DNA replication complex GINS protein PSF1. Bases 207 to 806 code for a protein of 199 amino acids. Gene Ontology annotation, biological process: DNA replication; DNA strand elongation involved in mitotic DNA replication. The transcript is spliced from 7 exons. The record is from RefSeq and is a predicted model, not a curated record. Gene Ontology annotation, cellular component: GINS complex. NCBI's taxonomy places the organism in Eukaryota, Viridiplantae, Streptophyta, Magnoliopsida, Rosales, Moraceae.